Molecule: messenger RNA, 2317 nt
Organism: Sphaerulina musiva SO2202
Lineage: Eukaryota; Fungi; Ascomycota; Dothideomycetes; Mycosphaerellales; Mycosphaerellaceae
Exons: 4
Coding region: 818-2317 (499 amino acids)
Source: RefSeq, a predicted model, not a curated record
CUGGUCGUCCCUUCCACCGACUCUGCUACCUUACUCUGCCGCUUGUCCCUUCCCUCGGCCUCAGCUUCCACAGCCUCGCCUUCCAUUCUCGUAGUCCCUCCCAACAGAGGAAAUACCGUAGCCAUCACCCUCCCGUCGUCUUCUGGCCCUAGCCUCCCCUAGUACAGCGAUAGCAACAUCAACAAGCGGCAGCAGCAGCAGUAGAGAUGGCGGACUGCGGCUUCAUCCCUCUCCCUCUGUGUAUCCAAUGCGGAACGAAUGACAAUCCAUGUCAUGUCAAGAUCGUGGGUCCGACCUUAGGCUUCAUUAUUGGGAUCUUGAUGGCCAUCGUCUGCUGGCCGGCGGCUAUCCUGUGUUGCUGUUGCGCGACAGAAAUGGGCAAGAAGAUGCUGGGAGCGCCGGCGGACACAUCGGGCGCCAUAUCAAAUGCGAUACCUUUUUGAUGUGGAAAAGAGAAUGCAUACACACCGAAACGCGUGGAGCGUCACUUAGGCCGCGAAGAGAACAGUAUCGUUGGUUAGGAUGCGCGUAGGAAGGGUUAGUCCAGUUCUGUGUCGUUGAAACGACGGCUGUCGAGGGCCAGAGAGAGAGAGGGGGGGGGGAGCUGUUACCUGCGUGAGAUAAUCUUUAACGACCUUGGGGGCCGCGUAGCGUCAAUGGAGAAGAAAUCUGUGCCACAUGCAGUUUCAUGCAACCGCGUGUAGUCAGGCCAAUUCCGCGACAGUGACAGAAGAAGAAGAGUGAAGUGAAGCCCCAGGUUCAUAGUCCGUGCGACGACGCACAACAACUUAUUCGACUUUGCGCAGAGAAUGUUGACAUGGUAAUUGACCUCACACAGCGCACCUCCACGCUUUCGCCGACUAUCUUGAGCCCCAUGGCGGACAUGGUGCAGAAAAACUCUGGUGACUCUGGGCAUCCUCCACUCAAACACGAAGAUCUGAGCCACGAAGAUGGAAUCCAAGUGAUUGAUGGUUUCUACCCAUCACCUGACCCACCAGCAGCGCAUCAUCUAAGUCCAACUUCCCAACUUGACGAGCCCUCUGACCUUCCGACAGUCACAGAUGAGCACUCUGGAACCCCAAUGGCAGACAUCGGAGCCAAAGAGAGUAUCGGAAGCGUGAUCGACUUCCAGGCGCAGCCAGAGGACGCGCCCACCCGCCCGGAUUCACUCGAGGCGAAUAGAUUGACCUUGCGCCCUUGCAAGACUGCUGCACCACCCAUCAACAGCUCAGCACAACAUCUUCGACACUUCGACCCGCCCGAACUGCCAAUGAAGUCCAGCAGCAGCAAAAGUGAGCUUCAGGCCGAGAUGCGACAUGAGGAACUCGUCGCAAGCUCACCUUUGUUCUCGAUGCCGGCGCCUGUGCCGUUUUCGCUCUCCAAAGUUAGACAUGGUGCCCUCGCCAAACGACGAGCUGCCUCUUCUUCAUCUCCACUCGCCGCUAGACAGCCAAUUCCUAAGAAGAGCAAGCGCGCGCCUCAGACUGCUUCGUCGCCCUUGGUGCUGUUUGAGGAUCUUCCUUCGUUCUCCGAAUCUUCCGCGGCCAGCAGGCACUCUAGCACCUCGAACACUACGAGAGCGGCUGUCGCGAAGUCGCGUCCAAGAUACAUCAGCAGCAGCAGAAAUCGUGGCGAUCAUCUCGUCGCGGGCGGCGGUGGCGGCGGUGAUAUUAUUGGGAACGUACAGUCUGUGUCUGGAUCCGAAGAAGAAGACGACGAGAACGAAGACGAGGAGAAGGAAGACGACGAGAACGAAGACGACGAGAAGGAAGACGACGAGAAGGAAGACGACGAGAAGGAAGACGACGAGAAGGAAGACGACGAGAAGGAAGACGACGAGAACGAAGACGACGAGGAAGAGGAAGAAGAGGAAAAACCACCAGAAAUCAAACGGAAACGAAAGCACAAGGUAAUCACCAGUCCUACUACUACAACAGCAGCAGAAGAAGAAGAAGAAGACAGCGCAGCACCACCUCCCAAACCAGCUCCCGCGCGCCGUCACAGACCACCCACGGUAGGUUCGCACGAAUUGAAGAAUUUGGCCAUGGAUACUUUUCAUAAUAAUCAUCAUCAUGAUAAUGUGCUGCUGGAGAACGAGAAGGCUGCUACAGCUGCUUCUGGCUCACGUGGACGACAAAAACGACAAAAGCAACAACAACAUGUUGCGAGCCCAGCGCAGCGUGUGACGACGAGGUUGCAGAGAAGGGAGAGAAUGGCUUCGUUGCCGGGAGUUUCUACCAAGGAGGCGGUGCAGAGAAGGAGGAACAAGAGAGGAAGAGGGAGAGGGCGAGGGCGAGGGGGUGGAGGGGAGGUGUGA